AUGCGUGUGUGGAUUACCAGGAAUAUUAAGGGUUUGCAAGACAAGAUCAAAUUAGUUCAAAUUUAUCUUCAGAACAAGCCUGAUUGGUACAAGGAAAAUGUUUACCCCAUAAAUAAGGUGCCAUCCCUGGAGCACAACAACAAAGUGACAGGAGAGAGUUUGGAUCUGAUUAAAUAUGUUGAUAGUAACUUUGAAGGACCACUACUCUUGUCGGAUGAUAAUCUUAAGCAAGAAUUUGUUGAAGAAUUAAUAGCUUAUAGUGAUACUACAUUCGUCCCAUUAGUAUACAGCUCGUUUGCAAAAGAUACACGGACACUAGCUGGUGCACAAUUUCAUUACCUAGAAAAAUCUCUCCACAAAUUUGACGAUGGGCCUUUCUUCCUCAAUCAAUUCAGUCAGGUUGACAUAACCUAUUCUCCAUUUAUCGAAAAGUUCCAAAUUUUCAUGCCAGAGGGGUUUAGCUAUGACAUCACAACCGGGAGGCCUAAACUAGCCAAAUGGAUUGAGGAAAUGAAGAAGCUUGACGGAUACAAGUAA
This is a messenger RNA of Solanum verrucosum, 537 nucleotides long. RefSeq names its product glutathione S-transferase L1-like. Bases 1 to 537 code for a protein of 178 amino acids. The record is from RefSeq and is a predicted model, not a curated record. Gene Ontology annotation, molecular function: glutathione transferase activity. Lineage: Eukaryota; Viridiplantae; Streptophyta; Magnoliopsida; Solanales; Solanaceae. The transcript has 8 exons.